Galendromus occidentalis (western predatory mite) is the source of this 2831-nucleotide messenger RNA. It is a transcript of the gene Drp1, whose product is annotated as dynamin related protein 1. Bases 109 to 2340 code for a protein of 743 amino acids. The transcript has 11 exons. The record is from RefSeq and is a predicted model, not a curated record. Gene Ontology annotation, cellular component: cytoplasm; microtubule; mitochondrion. NCBI's taxonomy places the organism in Eukaryota, Metazoa, Arthropoda, Arachnida, Mesostigmata, Phytoseiidae. Gene Ontology annotation, molecular function: GTP binding; GTPase activity; microtubule binding. Gene Ontology annotation, biological process: intracellular distribution of mitochondria; mitochondrial fission; peroxisome fission.
GGACGACGGACGACCCUCUCAUUGAGAGGACCCCGGAAUUUUUUGUCAGGCAGAAACGUCCCUCGCUAAUCGCUCCGAGUCCAGCCGACUUUCUCGUGCGGAGGCGCCAUGGAGGCUCUAAUUCCGGUCAUCAAUAAGCUCCAAGAUGUUUUCAAUACAAUCGGAACAGAUGCGAUUCAACUGCCGCAGAUAGUCGUUGUCGGAGCGCAGAGCUCAGGCAAGAGUUCAGUCUUGGAAGCCAUCGUCGGGAAAGAUUUCCUGCCAAGAGGAUCUGGAAUCGUCACCCGGCGACCCUUGGUGCUCCAACUGGUUCAUGUUGCCAAGGAUGACAACUCCUACCGAUGUGCCGAUGAGGGGACACUGAAUCUGGAUGAAUGGGGAAAAUUCCUCCACACCAAGAACAAAAUUUUCACAGAUUUCGAUGAGAUCCGAACAGAAAUCGAGAAUGAAACUGUUCGAUUAUCCGGAGCGAACAAAGGAAUUUGUCCUGAAGCCAUCAACCUGAAAAUUUUCUCUAACAAAGUUGUAAACUUGACGUUGGUCGAUCUUCCUGGCCUGACGAAGGUCCCCGUGGGCGAUCAACCCGAGAAUAUUGAGAACCAAAUCAAAGAACUCAUUUUCAAAUAUACGGUGAACCCGAACUCUAUCAUCCUUGCGGUGACCCCGGCAAACACAGAUUUCGCAACCUCUGAAGCGAUCAAAUUAGCUCGAGAUGUCGAUCCAGAAGGACGCCGCACCUUGGCCGUCAUCACGAAACUGGAUCUGAUGGACGCCGGCACAGAUGCCGUGGACGUACUGUGCGGUCGCGUGAUUCCCGUGAAGCUGGGAAUUAUCGGCGUCGUGAAUCGCUCUCAACAGGACAUCAACGAGAGGAAGAGCAUUUCGGAUGCGUUGAAAGAUGAAGCGAGUUAUCUGCAGCGCAAAUAUCCAGCUCUCGCAAACAGGAAUGGAACUCCGUAUCUCGCGAAAACGCUGAACAGACUUCUGAUGCAUCACAUCCGCGACUGUUUGCCUGAGCUGAAAACACGUGUCAACGUCAUGAUUUCCCAAUUCCAACAACUCUUAAAUUCAUACGGAGAGGCUGUCGAGGACAAGGGACAGACACUGUUACAAAUAAUCACCAAAUUCGCCUCUGCCUACUGUUCCACCAUUGAAGGCACCGCGCGUAACAUCGAGACGACGGAGCUGUGCGGCGGGGCUCGAAUAUGUUAUAUUUUCCACGAGACGUUCGGAAGGACCCUGGACGGCAUUGACCCGCUGGCGGGUUUGACCACACUUGAUAUUCUGACGGCCAUUCGGAACGCGACAGGUCCCCGUCCAGCGCUUUUCGUCCCGGAAGUGUCCUUCGAACUCCUCGUGAAACGUCAAAUCCGGAGAUUGGAAGAACCAUCUUUGCGGUGCGUGGAGCUUGUGCACGAGGAAAUGCAACGAAUAAUCCAACAUUGUGGCAUCGAAGUACAACAGGAGAUGCUCCGGUUCCCGAAACUACACGAGUCCAUCGUCGAGGUUGUGACCCAGCUCCUGAGACGGCGGCUUCCCCCAACUAAUUGCAUGGUCGAGAACAUGGUGGCCAUCGAGUUGGCUUACAUCAACACGAAGCAUCCCGACUUCCACGAUGCUGUCCUGGUGCGAGGUCUCUCGAAGGGUCUCCUCGAGGAGAAACGUACCAUCAAGAGCUCCCUGUCUGGCGCGGGUGAGUCAGCGAGCGCUGCUAACGGUGUCGGUGAAGGUGCCGUCAACGGUGAAACGAAAAUCAUCAACAAGCUCAGGGAUCGAUCCCCAGGCAGGCUGGUCAGGAGUACCUCCCUGAGGGCAUUUAAUGCGAGCCAAGAAAACGCAGCCGCGUCUUCUGGUAUCCAAACCGCGAUGCCCAUCUCGGCAGGAGGCUUCCUAGCCAACCUGAUGGGGACGGCUUCCUCGGGUCAAAACACCCCUGCUCAAGGAGGAACGCCAGCUCAUACUCUUGCACUCAAUAGCCCCGCAAAGCCCGUUAAUCUUCUCCCAGAAGUUCCAAUAACAGCACCCGCACGCAAACUGUCGCCGAGGGAGCAGCACGACUGCGAGGUCAUUGAGAAACUCAUCAAGAGCUAUUUCCUCAUCAUUCGAAAAAGCAUUCAAGACUCCGUGCCCAAGGCAAUCAUGCACUUCCUGGUGAACUACGUCAAGGAUAAUCUCCAGUCUGAGCUCGUGACCCACCUCUACAGACAUGACGAGUUCAACACGCUUCUGUCUGAAAGCGACCACAUUGGGGCUCGCCGAAAAGAGGCCAUCGAAAUGGUCAAGGCUUUGCAGCGAGCUAGUUUGAUCAUUGGCGAGAUUCGCGAGACGCAUAUGUGGUAGACAAGGAGCGGAUCGUCGACGAACAUGAUUACGUUUAAUGUUGCACAUAAAAGUGUUGGAUUGCAUGUCAGGGCGAAGUCUCAUAUGAGAGGAUCUUGGCUCCUGUGCAGCUUCUGAUCGUUAUCACGUCCACGUUCACCGACGUACCCCCCUCUCAAUGCACUCAUUCACGGGAGUCUGUGGAAGUGUUCGAUAAACAACUCUGCUGAAGUGUGGUACGGCUUAUUAGACCAGCGAGCUGGCAGAAGAGUAUUAGUUCGGUGAGCCGCAUCGCGUCCGGUCGCCAUCUUCGACUCAAUGAUAAUUCUGAUGGACGAGUGCCGCGAUGCAGGCUCUCACCUGAUUCAAAGCGCUGCAGCCGUCGCUUCCGAAACAGUCGAUUGUACAUACAAUGCUCGGGAUGACUGCGAAAUCAUUCUUCGGAGUGGUCUACGGUUUUUUGCAGAAAUAAAGUGUGAUCAUGUUAGGGACGCGCCAGACAGAAAUUCGGA